Messenger RNA from Melanotaenia boesemani (Boeseman's rainbowfish), 1589 nucleotides. RefSeq lists its product as uncharacterized. The record is from RefSeq and is a predicted model, not a curated record. Lineage: Eukaryota; Metazoa; Chordata; Actinopteri; Atheriniformes; Melanotaeniidae. Bases 329 to 1462 code for a protein of 377 amino acids. The transcript is spliced from 2 exons.
AUCUAUAUGCUGUGCGGUCGGUUGCGAUAAUAGCAAAGGAAAACAAACAGGACUUACGUUUUUUAACAUCCCAAAAGACAACGAAAGAAGACAGAGGUGGAUUGCUGCCAUAAAAAGGGACCACUGGACUCCCACCGAACAUUCACGGCUAUGCGCUGAGCACUUUAUUUCAGGUAAGAAGAGUGACAAUCCCCUUCACCCUGAUUAUGUGCCAAGCUUGUUUGCAUAUGUUACACCUGAGCAACGGCAAAAGAAGGAGUACACGUACAGGAAGUUUGAGCAAACACAAUCACUCAAACGAAAACUAUGUGCAGUACAAGAUGUUGGGAUGGUGGCUGCCUAUGGCAUCAGCAGCGAUCCUCACACAGACCAUGAGAACAUGGCUACAGAGGACCCAGGUGAGACUGCAGACCACAGCUACUGCAAAGAAACAAUUUUCACUGAGGACACUGUACCAUGCACCAAUGAAGCCUGCCAAGCCACUGUAAAGAGACUGACAGAUGAGUGCAGUGCACUGCGUGCAGAAGUUUGUCAGCUAAGAGAAAAGGUCAGCCAGUUCUCCUUCAGCCAGGAAGCCUUUAUGAACAAUGAUGACAUGGUGCAGGACUUAACUGGACUUCCAUCUCAUGCAAAACUCAUGGUUGUCUUCAGUUUUGUGUCAGGAUUCCUGAAAGUUGGACCUGGACUUUCUCCCUUUCAAAGCUUCAUUUUGACACUUAUGAGAGUGAGAUUAAACUUACCACUACUUUUCUUUUCUUAUAUGUUUAAUGUGUCAAAGCCUACAGUGAGUCGUGUGUUUAACAGUACAUUAGAUGUUUUACAUGAUAGAUUGUCCAAAUUAAUUGUAUGGCCCCCAAAAGAACAGAUUCAGAUUAGUUUACCCAUGUGCUUUAGAUCUAGUAACUUCAGAAACUGUACCUCCAUAAUUGAUUGUUUUGAAAUUUUCAUUGAACGACCUAAAAACAUGAGAGCCAGAGCACAGACGUAUUCCCAAUACAAACAUCACAAUUCGGCAAAGUACCUAAUAUCAAUUACCCCACAGGGAGUCAUAUCUUUUGUGUCUAAUGGUUGGGGAGGGCGAACAAGUGACAAGCACAUCACUGAAAACUCUGGCUACCUGGAAAAUCUGUCACCUGGCGAUGUGGUCCUGGCAGACCGAGGCUUCACUGUAGGAGCUGCUGUAGGCUUGCACAGUGCUCACCUCAAAAUACCUGCCUUCACUAAGGGGAAACAGCAGCUGCAUCCAAGUGAACUUGAGGAUUCAAGGGGACUUGCAGCUGUUCGGAUCCAUGUUGAGCGGGUCAUUGGUCUUGUGAGGAACAAGUACACCAUUCUACAAAGCACAAUACCCAUUUCUCUGUGUCAGACAUCAACUGAAGGAAACCUCACAUCGCUAGACAAGAUUGUCAGAGUGUGCUGUUCCCUGUGCAACAUUUGUCCAUCUGUUGUCCCCUCAGAGUAAAAUGGGUGUGACGCUGUAAAUAGUUUUUUUUUCUUUUUUUUGGUUGUAACGAUUAGCCAACUUAUUAAUGCUCAUUGACUGUUUAAGUGGUUAAUUAUUUGUUAUUAAUAAAUCUUACCAUAGUGAG